This is a messenger RNA of Podarcis lilfordi (Lilford's wall lizard), 10258 nucleotides long. NCBI's taxonomy places the organism in Eukaryota, Metazoa, Chordata, Lepidosauria, Squamata, Lacertidae. The record is from the annotation of a GenBank genome assembly.
AUGAAGAUCUCUGGAGCUGCCGUCACUUUCCUCCUUCUCCUGGCUACUCCACGUGAGUUGAUUCCUCUCCUCUCCCUUGAUAAUUGUUCUAGGAGAUUUGGGACUCACACCAGAGUUGAUCGUGUUCGUUCCAUGGGCUUGAUGGUCCUGGGGGAUGGAGGUCAGAUGGAGCAGGAAUCAGAUCAGAUUAUAUCAGGCAGGCGCCUUCACUGUACUCUUUUGGGCGCCUGCAAAAAUAAUUUUUGUUUAGACAAGCCCGGCCAAAACUUGAUACGAGUUUUAAAUCCGUUUGUAAUGUGUUGUUGUUUUAACUUUUUAAAAUAAUUAAAUUGUUAUUCAUUUUUAAAAUUGAUCGUUUUAUUGCUUUAUCCCUUUUUGUAAAGAGCUUUGAGGGCUUGUUUGUUUUCUUUUUACAACCAAUUAGUGCAUAAAUCUUAUGAAAUAGAUCUGCCAGUGUGAUCACUGUUCAGGACCUAAUAUGUCUGGUAACUCAACCAUGAUGUUUGCUCUUCUCAGCCUUUACAAGUCGGCGGACUCCCGCUCCCGGCUGCUGCCUAAGCAACUCUAAAGUUCCAAUCCCAAAGAGUGAAGUCGAGGAUUAUGCCCUCAGCUGGCCUUACUGCCUGCGUUCUGUGGAGUGAGUUUUUGGGAACGGGCAAAAGGCAGGAGGGCUGUUGGCCAAUUGGCAGGGAAGGGGUUGAAGAAACAUGGUGAACAAAGGGUUAGGCAUUUGGGGGCCGUUUGUUUGUUUGUUUGUUUGGAAGGGGAAGGCAGCAGAGAAGCCAGAAUAGAGAAUGAGAUAAUUAGGGGGUCGGAGGGAAGAGCAGGAAUUAGCUCAGUGGUAAGAGCAUCUGCUUGGCAUACAGAAGGUCCAGCUUCAAUCCCCAACAGCAUCUACAGUAGGGCUAGGAAAGACCCCUGUGUGAAAAUGCUGGAGAGUUCCUGCCAGUCAGGUAGACAUUACUGAGCUAGAUGGAGCAAUGGUCUGACUCAUCAAAAGGCAGCUUCAUUAGCUGAGACUGGUUUUGUUGUUACGGUUUCAUUCAGUUAUAUAUGCAUUUUGGGCAAGCAAAUCCCUCAGCACAGAGUGUGUGUUUGGAACAUCGUUUUCACUAAUACAGAUAUUUUGUGUCCAUUCUUUAAUGGGAGAAAUAUAUGGAAAAAUUCAGAGCAAUUUUUGAAAGCAAGCUGUGUUCCAGCAGGCAUACUGGUUUGGGAAGUGGGAAUUGUGUAGGUGGGCAUUCAGGUGUGAGCAGAACAAAUUUCUGCCCCAUCUCGGUGCCUUGCAUUGUGGCAGGUGGACUACCCAAUUAAAGUGGGGUCCUUGGGCUAAUGGAGAAUUAAAAGGGUAUACUCAGUGGCCGACUGUGGGUGCUUGCUACUUUCUCUGACAGGUUUCAUCUCAAGCAUGGUAAAUUCAGGUGUGCUGACCCGGAUCAGCCAUGGGUCCAUGAACUCAUGGAUUACAUAGACAGCCUUGAAGAUCCCUGCAGCUGAAACUGGCACCAAUUGCAGAGCCCUUCCUAGGAGAAGCUACCCUGAGCCUCAGCAACACCAUGGCUGCUUUGCUGGACUAACUUUCUCCCUCUCUCUCUCCCUCACUCCCCACUUCCCCAAAGUUUUGGCCCCUUCACACCGAACAGAGUCUUAGGCCCUGUCAGCACUAUGCAUUUAAACCAGGAUCAUACCACUUUAAACCAUACCCUCCAACGUUCCUCAGAUGAAAAUAGGGACAUUUCUCGCUCUGAAGUUGACAGGUGUCCCUUUCUUACCUUGGUACAACAGACACCAUGACGCACAACUGUCCUGUCUUUACCGGGACAUUCCAGAAUUGCAGAAACUGCCCCAGCUUCUGAUUCCAUCCUGGGAUGUCCUAGGAUUUCAGCCAAGGGGAACCAAAAGACAUGUGUUUAGGUUCCACACCUUUGCUUGCUGGUCAGUUGCUGCCCACCACAGGCAAAUGAGGAGGGCCACAGCUUCCUGAAGAACAGUGCUGCUUCUGGAAGUAAGGCACUGUGGCCCUCCUUGUGCAUGUGAUGCGAGGCAAGCAGCCCCCACCAGCACAAGGGUGAGCAGUGAUGAAUGGUGGCAGACAUUGGCAGGAGCACACACACAUGAGCUGGUAAGGUGGCAGCCAAGCGAGUGGUGGCAGGAGGGUGCGAGCGGCAGCAGGAUGGUGGGUGGGGUGUCCCUAUUUCUUCUUGGGAACUGUUGGAGCUUAUGUAUACACUGUUUGGGGGUUUCUGUUCGUGCAAACAGCCAUCUACUACCCUACCAGAAACUCUGAAAAACCACCUUGUUGUUUUCCAGACUGUGGCUCCGAAACAGAUCCAGUUCCCUGUCUCAUUGUACGUGUUGAUUUACAUCUUUAAGUACUUUUUUUAUUGCAAAUGCUUUGCCCUCUGCAUUGAACAAAGUGAACUUGAGAAAACCCAAGUCUAGCCUCCUAUAUCAUUGCUUAGACCACCUUCCCCUUCUCUGUUCUGAGCAUGUCAGCAAAUCAGUUCUCCUACUGGCUUCUUUCUAAAAUAAAUAUGUGAUGGGCUUCAUUUCUGUCUUUUGCUGUGUCCUUCUCUUUGCUGAAAAUCCCAAAAUGAUGUGGGUUGGACCAGAAAAGGGAGGGAGGGGUUUAGAGUUAAUUUAACACAUUUGAUGAUGGAAUGGGUUUGAUAUUUGAUUUUAUUCUGUGAACCGCUCUGAGACCUCCAGGUACAGGGUGGUAUAUAAAUUCAAUCAAUUAAUAAAAAUAAAUCCAAUAAUUACCCCCAUUCAAAACCCCCAAAGCAGACAAUCAAUAAGCAAUCACCAAGAGGUGUGAUAUUUGGCCGUUCAGCACUUUCCAGUAAAUGAUAUUUGAGCUGCAAUAUAGAAAAAGCAAAAUUUGAUCUAGAUCCCACACUCAAUCAAUUUAUUGCAUACUAACAGGCUCUUCAUCUUCAAAAUCAGAUGCCCUCAUCACAGGUCAGCCACUCUGAAAUCAAGGAAACAAACACAUUUCCCUGAGGGCCAGGAGCUGCUUGUACCAGGAACAAACCCAUAGCUUCAGUCCAGGGGCCAGAGAGUUGGACAUAUCCCUUUCUGCAGAAUCCAUGAAGCCUGAAGAAGGGGCAUAGAAGGAAAAUCCCAAGUCUUGCUUACUGUUCUGUGACAUUUUGAUUGGUCUUGAUAAAAUUAUUGCCUUACUGUGGGCUAUUGGAUCCUUCUUAUCAAGAACAACAAGAGGUCCCUUUCAUUCCCACAACACCACUUUUUUAGGGACUGCCACACACUCCCUUCAGUACCUUGCCCCCAAAAUGUGUGGUUGGUUGAUAGUUAUUGUAUUUAAUUGGACAGGCUAGGUUUUGGUUUUGGGCUGGGUUGUGGAGGGGAACCAUGAGCUGUACAGCAAAAGGGAAUUCAAUGCAGAAGUUGGUGGUAUGGCUUGCAUCAUCUGUCUUCCUCCAACUACGGAAGGUAAAAUGUUCUGUACAUAUUCUAAAAGCAAUUUCCCCUUGCAUAGUUUGUUUGGCACAUUUGAACUCCAGAUUCCACUCCUCUCUAAGUUCCUGAACAUCCACCUUCCAAAAAUAUACAAAGCAUCUAUGAAUGGUUAUGGGUCCAGCUUUCUGUGAAGAUCAAUUUAUUUCCUCCAGCUGAAGUCCUCAAAGCAGAUGAUCUAUAAACAGACAUCAGGAGGUGCUGUAUUUAAAGACAUGGCCAUUCAGCCCUCAGUGGUGAUAUUUGAACUGCAACGUAGAAAAGCAAUAUGUGAUCUAGUGGAUAGAUCCCAUUUCUUGCACACAAACAGGCCCAUUCUCUAUCUUCAAAUUCUGAUUACUUCGUAACAGGAAAGCCACUUUGACCUCAAUGGAACAAACUCAUUGUUUGAGGCUCUGGAGCUCCUUGUACCAGGAACAAACCCAUGGCUUCGGCCCAGUGGCCAGAGAGUUGAACAUGUCCCUUUCUGCAGAAUCCAUGAAGCCUGAAGAGGGAGCAUAGGAGGAAAACCCCAAGUCUUGCUUACUGUUCUGUGACAUUUUGAUUGGUCUUGAUAAAGUUAUUGCCUGACUGUGGGCUAUUGGAUUCUUCUUAUCAAGAACAAGACAUUCCUUUUAUUCCCACUUUUUUGGGGAUUGUCUAUCACCCACUCCCUUGAGUACCUUGGCCUUAAAGAGUGUCACUGGUUGAUAGUUAUUGCAACCUAUUGUAAUUUUUUUAUUUUUUAAAUAAAUUUAUUUAUUUGGUUUUUCAAAUUAAAAUUUUACAGAGAUAUAUAAAACAUAAAUCAUCAAAACAAGAUUCCAAUGAAUCCCCUGGACUUCCAUCCUCCCCUUUGUAGGUCCUGUUAUUUAUCAUUUCCUUCCUCAUCUUUUAUGGUAGUCCAGAUCUUUUGCAUCUCCAUGGUAUCCAGAAUUCACCCUUAAACUACAAGUGAUAUUCCAAUCCUACUAACGAUUUUAACUGUUUACAAUGGUCUUUAAGAUAAGUUAUAAAUUUUCCCCAUUCCUUAUUUAAAAAAAUUAAGGAAUGGCCACAGGGAGUUGGGUAUGUUCAGCCUGGAGAAGAUGGAAAGGUGAAAGUUAUCUUCAAAUAUCUGAAGGGCUGUCACACAGAAGAUGGAGGAAACUCGUUUCCUCCUGCUCCAGAGGGUGGGAGCAGAACCAAUGGAUUCAAAUGACAAGAAUGGCGAUUCCAACUAAACGCUAGGAAGAACUUUAUUAUUAUUUUUUAAAUGAUAUUUAUUAAAGUUUCCAAUAAAAAAAGACACAUCGGUAAAAAAGAAUUAAAAGUAAAAAAGAAAAAUACACAAUACAAAAAUACACAAUACACAAUACAAAAAACAAAAAAUAGAAAAAAGAAAACAGUUAAAAACAAUGCCACCUUUUCGUCACCACUUUUAAAUUUACUUAUUUUCUGGACCUCCUCAUACCUCCUUCUUUUGUAUUCCAGUUCAAUUUGUUUGUCCAGCAAUUUCUUUCCCUCUUUUUUAAUCCCAAACCUUAAUCUUAAUAUAAUAUAACCUUAAAUUUUAACCUAUUAAAAGCCAAUUUUCCAUUUCUUUUAACUUUUUUAAUCCUAAUCCUUAAUCUUGAUCUAUAUAUAUCUUUUCAAAAGCUGUUUGACAGUGAGACAGAUGACUUUGGAAGGUGGUGGACUCUCCUUUGCUGGAGGUUUUUAGACUGAGGUGGAUGGUCACCUGUCAGGGAUUGUUUAGCUGUAAUUCCCACAUUGCAAGGGGUCCCUUUCAACUCUGUGGUUCAAGAGUUGGUUCUAUGGUUCAAGGCAGCUGAGACUGACCACCUCUCACAAGGCGCCAUUAAUUGUCUUCUCAACCCAGCUGGCCAAUCCCAUUUUGUGACCUCCUUAACCAAGGAUCAAGCAUGCAUAGGAAUUGUGAUAGGAUGUGGGUUGGAGUGGGUGCAGGCCCUGCCCUCUCCUGCCUAUCUAUAAGGGGAAGAUGCAAUUGGAGGAGGAGACAGAGGUUCAGCGCAGCACUGAGAGCAACUGGCUUUGAAGGUGAAAGGUAGGAGGACUCUGUAGCAAAGGAGUUUGUUCCAAAAACUGACCUUGGAGAAGGAGGCAGUUACAAUGUAAGUGGGAAGUAUUCUGAGAAGAGGAACACAGUGAACUCAGGAAAUUCAGAACAGAAUUAUGGAAGGUCUGGAAUGAAAAUGAGGCAGGCAAGCCAAUCCUUUCUAUGUGGGACUGUCCUGGGAUGCAAAGAAUAGCCAUCACUUGAGGGCAUUCAUCCAAGCUUUGCAUUCAACUGAUCAGAUACUGGCUUCCAGGUAGAUCUCUGCUUUCUCACACAGGGUGACAAACCCAGUAGCUUUCUAAGGGACCCAGACUAAGCUCCUGCCACCUGGGAACUAAGCCAUUUCAUAGGAGACCCACCAUGUGAAAUACUCUCCCUAUUGAGAGUUGGAGGUCACCAACAGUAGUGUUUUCACCAUCAAUGAAACACCUGUUUGUUUACCCAGCCUUUUACCAACUGCUAGUAAAGGUUCCCUGUUGCCUUUGGGGCCUUUGCUGUUUUCACUCUAAGUACUCUUUUUUUAGAGAUUACUGUCAUGUUUUAUGAUGUGAACCACUCUGGUAUUUUUUGAUAACAAAAAGCAGUAUAUAAAUUCUGAAAAUUAGUUAAUUAGUUAAUUAAACCCUAAGAUCCAGAUGGGGAGGCCAAAAGUCAGAUGAACAGAGGACGUCACUGUAUAAGCCUGAUUGGCAGUAGAAAUAAUUAUUGUUUGUUUGUUUGUUUGUUUGUUUAUAUGCAACCCAUCUGACUGGGUUGCACCAGUCACUCUAGGCAGCUGCCAACAAAUUAAAACACAGUAAGCUAUCAAAGACUGAAAACUUCCCUGUAUAGGAAACUUCCCUAUAAAAUGAUUCCACCCUGCAGAAAAAAGACUCUUGCAAUAAAUUGCCCUUCAGGAAAACAUCAAAGACCUGAAUUUCUCCCAGCAACUGAAAGGCUAAAGCGGAAUACAGUUUAGACUCUGGCCUCCUAGACCACACCAAACCACAACUGCUAGCAGAGGAGUUCCAGGGAUUGCUUACUCAUGAGUAGGCUGCUUACUCAUGAGAAGGCCCCUUUUACUCAAGUGUUCCAUGGUGACUUGGAUAUGCAUGCUGUGCUGUUGCUUUUCGGCUCAGCCGUGGCCUUCUGAAGGACCAAGGGAGGGGGAGAGAGGGAGAGAUUCAUAGAAUCAUAGAAUUGUACAGUUAGAAGGGUUACCCACAGGGCAUCUAGCCCAACUCCCUGCAACCUCCUCCUCUGACAGCUCCAGGGCUUUUUAAGCAGGUCUCUCAGCCUGGAAGGCCUGUGAAGAGGUUCCUUAGCAUUUGUUCAGAGGGGACCCUGCCUGCUCCUGGAUCUGUGUCCUGGUUGUCCUCUGAGAACUCAGUGUCUGGUAUUGGGUCAGAGCUGGGAACAGCAUCUCAAAGGAGAGGUGGAGGAGCUUUAGGUGGUGAGCAUCACAGAAGCGGAGGAAGCCUCUGAAAUGGUCCUGAAAUCUCCUCUUCCUCUCCAGACAGUAUGAAGAUCUCAGGGGCUACUGUUGCCUUACUCCUUGCUGUGGCAGCUCUGCGUGAGUCAACCUGACUUUUCAAUUUGUACAGUACUAUACAUUCCAGCCAUAAAAUAAUAAUAAUAAACAACCUCUCAUAAUCAUCACAGUAUGAGGAUGCAUUCCACCCCAAAAAGCCACCAGAGGAAGGGACAGAAUCAUAGAAGGGUAGAAUUGAAAGGAGCCACCAAGUGUCCUCUAGUCCAGGCAGGUCCAACAGGUAGAUCAUGAUCUACCGGUAGAUCACUGGACGCAUGUGGUAGAUCACUGGCUCUUCCCCCCUCCCCAAAGCUUUCCUCCUCCCUAAAAGAAGCUCAACAACUUUGACCUGAACUCCCCAAAAGGGGGUUGAUCACUGCCAGUAGAUCACAGUCUCUUGGGAGUUGGCCACCCAUGUUAAGUCCAACCCCCUGCAGUGCCUGACGGAUGGACACCCAACCUCUUCUUAAAAGCCUCUGAGGAAGGAGAGUCCAUCACCUUUUGAGAGAAUCCAUUCCACUGUUGAAUGUUCUCCCUAAUGUUUAGGGCUGUGAAGGAUAUAAUGUUUAGGGCUGUGAAGGAUAUGGCCCUGGAUUUGAGAGAAAGACAGGGAGGCCUAGCAGAAGGGAAGACCCACACAGACCCCAGCCCUGAUGUCUUUCAACAUAAAUGCCUCCACACAGAGAGAGACAAGGGGUGCGAUCCUCCAGUCAAGUGGGUGGUGAUGUCUCUGGGUGUUUGAUGCAAAUUAACUCCCAUAGCUUUAGCUCUUGGGCAUCUUACACAUUUCAUAAUAUGAAUAGCAAUGCCUGCUCUCCCCAGCUCUCCAGGCUCGACGGGAUGCCCCACCUGGCUGCUGCUCUGCCCAUUAUCCAGGAAGUGUGGGACCCACUGCCGUAGUGGAUUAUUUCUACCCCGACCCUAAAUGCGCUCUGCCUUCUGUGGUGUAAGUUUUGGGGAAUGGGUGAAAGCCAAGGUGUCAGUUGACGAAUGGUGGGGGAUCAGGAAAGAUGGGAAGCAAAGACUUAAGCAUUUGGGAGCUGGGUUUGGGGAGCGGGGAGAUCAUAGAUACGAUAGAUUGAGAAAAUCAGGAGUGGGUCAGAGGGAAAAGGAGGAGCUGAGACUGAUUUUGCUUCCCCACUAGGGAAGGGCAGAUCCUUCAGUUUCAGUUUCUCUCUAUUUUCCCAUCUUAAAUUCAGCAUUUGCAGACAUUCUGGUGCACCUUUGUUCCAAAAUAUGUGAAUUCCCCAGGAAAGAGUGCUUGUUUGUAUAUUAUUUUCGCUAACAGAGACAUUUUUGUCUGCAUUGGAGAACUGUAUCCAAAAUUCAGAGAAGUCCAAGUGUUUAAGGUGGGCGUGCGGCUUUGGGAAGCGGGGAUUUGGCUGGCAGGCUCUCAUUUAAUGGUGAGCAAAAUGAAUUUGUGCCCCCUCUCUACACCCUGCUGAGAACAUGUGAUCUGUGGUGAGGACGGGCCUGGUGCCUUUUAACAAGGAAGAGGACCUGCCUGCCUGUUUUACCAGUUCCAGAAGUGGAGAAAUAAAUAGCCCUUGUUCAGUGGCCCAUUGAAAAUGCAUUUGGGAUUUUUUAGUCCAGAGAAAAAGCAAGUAAGAGGUGACACGACAGAAGUUUAUAAAAAUGAUGCAUGGCAUGAGAAAAUGGGUAGAGAAACCCAGCCAGUAAAUAAUAAAAUUGUUGUUGUUGUUGUUGUUGGUCUCCCUCUCUCAUAACACCAGGCCAUAAUGUGACCACACCAUCUGUCCUCCUAGGACAGAGAAAAGUGUUAUGUACUGAAGUUCUCACCCUGGACCAGCAGGGGGAUACUGUAGAUAGUUCAGGUCCACAUAUGCAAAUAAGGGAUCAAAAGUGACGUUCAGUGAUUGGAUAGUUACAGAAAAUGGUUACUGUUGCGUUCUAGUGGAGCUCUAUAUAAGCAGGCUGGCUGAACCCUUCAGUUCAGUUCUGUUCUGGCCUGUGAAUAAACAAGAGCUGUUUGAAGAAUCGCUGUGUCAUCUGAUAUGUUCACCCACAACUUAACAAAAAGAGUCUUUCUUCAUGAAGCACAUCAUUAAACAGUGGAACUCCUUCCCUUGGGAGGCAGAUAUGGCCACCAACGUGGAAGAGAAAGCGUAAAAAAGAAUUAGAUAAAUUCAAGGAGGAGAUGGCUCUUGAUGGCCACCAAGCCAUGAUGACGAUGCUCUGCCCUGACAGAUGGAACCUGGAUGUGUCUCCACAGAGGCGUAGCAAGGGCAGGUGAUAGCAGUGCAAAAAAAUUGUGUGUCUCCCCCCACACACACACACAUUGCAGGCCCCAGAGUUGUUGAGCUUCUUUUAGGGAGGGUUGGCCACAAAACAGAUAUGCCCGCCGAUCGUGCUAAUCCGACCGAUGGGCACAUGAAACCGUGCUAGCACUGCCAGCCAGGAUUUGAAAGCACUGCCCACUGGGGGUGUCAGCGCCGCCCACCGAUCGUGAAAAUCUGCCCGCCGAUCGCAUAAAACCGCCCGACGGGGAUGCGAGUGCCACCUGCCAGGGGGUGCCAGGCUGAUCACCAGGCGGAUUUGUGCAAUCAGAGGGUGGAUUUUCAUGACGACAAUCAUGCCACUCGUGAUCCGCCCAGGGGGAUUUUGUCACACACCCCAGGCAUGUCACCCUGGGCGGACCACACCCCCGCACCCCCCUUUGCAACGCCGCUGCUUCUCCACUAGAGUGGUUCUCUCGUUUUCAGACCCCAAUUGCUGGUUUCCUACAGACAUCUGUUUGGCCACUAGGAGGACAGGAGGCUGGUUGAGAUGAACCUGAGCCAUUAGGGGUUAUCUUAUGCUCUUAUGGCUUCUCCUUUCCUUGACAGGUUUAUUUUGCUUAUCCAGAAGCAGCUCUGCGCUAACCCAAAAGCUGAAUGGGCCAUUAAACUUGUGAGAUUCUUAGAUGCAAAGCAUGGGAUCUCCUCCUGAAUCAUCGUGGCUCUGCCUGAAUUCUAUUGUGCGGCUGCAGGAUGAAUUUAUUUCCAUACCAAAUUGUAUGUGUUGAUUUAUGCACAUUAAUUUACAUAUUUAAGUAGCUUUUUUUUUUUUUGGAAAGUGCUUUGCCCUCUGAACUGAGUGAAAGAGAGCUUGAGAACACAUAGCUACAGCCAUCUGUAUCCCUUCUUAGACCAAUUGCUGCUUAUCUGUUCUGAGCCUGUCGGCAGGUCAGUUCUCUUGCUGGGUUCUUUCAAAAAAUAAAGAUGUGAAAGGUC